Cydia pomonella (codling moth) is the source of this 2499-nucleotide messenger RNA. Its product is annotated as putative RNA polymerase II subunit B1 CTD phosphatase RPAP2. The record is from RefSeq and is a predicted model, not a curated record. NCBI's taxonomy places the organism in Eukaryota, Metazoa, Arthropoda, Insecta, Lepidoptera, Tortricidae. The transcript has a single exon. Gene Ontology annotation, cellular component: nucleus; cytoplasm. Gene Ontology annotation, molecular function: RNA polymerase core enzyme binding; RNA polymerase II CTD heptapeptide repeat phosphatase activity. Bases 189 to 1892 code for a protein of 567 amino acids.
UACAACAGGCCACUGGGCAAUAUUGUUGAUGUGAUUUGUUUGUUUCUAAACGGACGCGAUGUGUCACAUCUGCACCAUCCUGUUUAGUAAUAUUUUUGAUGUAUUUUUGUGACAAUUUUAAAGGAAAUAAGCGAGAAAAUCCUUAUAUCACAUAAAAUAAUUCCUCCUUGUCUCGUUUUAACAACAAAAUGGAAUCCCCUGCAGCAAAAUCUAGGAAAAAACCAACCAAGAUCGAAGAAAUGACUAAGGAACAAGUUCGACAAGCGAUCCUUAAAAAACGUGAAAGUAACGCGAAAGCUCAAACUAUUGUAGAGAAUUUGCUAGAAACCAAUGUUUCCGAGACGUACUUUAUGGAAUGCCUGCCUGAGAUCAACCAGAGCCACUUCGAGGACGUCAUAGAAGAGAGAUCCAUCCUACACAUCUGUGGUUAUCCUUUAUGCGAUAACCCUUUAUCUGUGAAGGAUAUUCCUAAACAAAAGUAUCGAAUAUCAGUAAAAACGAACAAGGUGUAUGAUAUUACUGACAGGAAGAGCUUCUGCAGUAACCACUGCUACAAUGCAGCAAUGCAUGUGAAAAAACAGAUGUUGACAAGUCCUCUAUGGUUUAGAGAGUAUGAGGUUAUCCCAAAGUUCCAUUUACUCCCAUUGGACUCGGUUGGAAGCAUGGGGCAGGAGGUAGAUGUGUCUAUCAUAGAAAAGGUUAAGACAGUGGAGCGCCCAGCAUUCACAUCUAUUAAUGACUUUGCUAAAGCCAGUUUGCAUGAGAUUGGCGGCAAUGAAAAUAAAGAUAAUGAUGAUCCUGAAAAUAAACCAAUAGAGGUUGAAUCUAAAGUGGAAAAUAGUAUAGAAAACAUCAACAAUAUAAAUGAAGAAUCAGGUGCAAGUACAAUAACACCAGUACAAGAAAAUUCAAAAACAGUUGAAGUUAUGAAAUCAAAAGAUACUCCAAAUCCACUAAGCAUUGUGGGAGAAAUUGUAGAAAGGCCGGAGCGGAAAAUAGACCCCAUUCUCACAAACAAGCCCCUGGAAUCAAAAACUCAAGCGUCACAGACUAAAAAGGUCCAACACAAAAAGCAACCUGCCAUUAUUGCCAUUACGAUUGAAGUAGAGAAAUGCUUGACCGAAUGGUUCACCAUAGAUACCAUGAUGUUCUUAUUAGGAGAAGAAAAAGUAAGGGAACUCGUCACAGAUAAAGGUGAAUGCAUUAAAGAAUACAUGAACAACUAUGCCCAAAGCAUAUUCUAUAACUCUAACAACUACGAUCAAUAUCAAGCUUUAUGCCGUAAGCUGAACAUGCUGGAGCUUGAAGACAGAAAGAUUGAUGCUAAAGCGAAGAGGGAGUUAAAGCCAUUGCCCGACUAUUCAAUACUACAGGAAGAGAGUAAACGAAUGCAGUUAAAAAUAAAAGCAUAUCUAGAAGGCAAAAUGGAGAUACCAGAACCGUUGUCAACAGAGACCAAUGAUACUAGUGAGGAUUCAAAUGUAACACAGUUACCGUUAGUUGAUAAGCAUGCUCAGAAUGCACUACGAAGAAAGAUAGUCUGCCAGCAUUUGAAUAAAGUGUUACCAGACUUAUUACGGUCACUUGGUUUAUCAACAUUCUCUGUCAGUGCAGAGUUAAAAUUGCUCGUAAAUACUUUCAAGUUAAGUGCAAAUAACAUUAUGUUUAAGCCAAUCCAAUGGACUCUAAUAGCUAUAAUAGUAUUAAAGCUACUUUCUUUGCGUGAUAAACGGUUGGAAUAUUACUUGGAGCAACAAACAGCAUUCCAGCAUAUGCAGCUGUUGCUGCUGAGUUAUAAGCAGGACGGUGGAUAUGUGGACAGGCUGAUAUCCUGGUUGACUGACAUUGACAGGCUACUAGAUAAUAAUAGCACGCAAAUGACACUGAACUGAAGAUCUGUUCCUUGAAUGCUUAGAAAUAAAGUCCGUCACAGAUGGAGCACUAAUAUAUCGAAAGUUAUCUUAUAGCAAGGAAUCUUAUAAUAUAUUUUAGGUACUAUUUGUCUAAGUCCGCACACAAAGCUAUAAUAUUUAUUUUGCUGUAUUUUGUCUCUCUCACAAUGUACAUGCUAGAAAGAAAACAAUAUGUAUAUUUUGGUAUUGUUGGCGUGUGUAGUGCUUAGCUAUACUAUUAAGGUAUCUGUCAGUAUCUUACAGUGUAUUAAUAUAUAUUAUCGCUCCGUCUGUGACAGGCUUAAAGGAAAAGUGAAAACUUGCUGACUCGACCACUCUACCAACUGAACUACUGAGACUUACCCUUUAACAGUGAAUAUUUCCACCAUAUCCUUUAUAUGUGGCAUUAUCUAUGAAAAGAGACCUUAUUGUCGAUGGCGCUUACGUCGCACUGAGUCGCGCAGCGUUGUAUUGGAGCAUUGUUUAUGACGGCGGAAGCGCCAUCGACAAUAAGGUCCUUUUUCAUAGAUAAUGUCCCAUAUGCGCUUUUUUUUGUAUUUAUGUAUAAUUAUGUGAUGAUAAAAUAAACUAUUCUUAAUAAUAAUGA